Messenger RNA from Etheostoma spectabile (orangethroat darter), 2521 nucleotides. RefSeq names its product TOG array regulator of axonemal microtubules protein 1. Bases 228 to 1190 code for a protein of 320 amino acids. The transcript is spliced from 7 exons. Gene Ontology annotation, molecular function: microtubule binding. The record is from RefSeq and is a predicted model, not a curated record. Lineage: Eukaryota; Metazoa; Chordata; Actinopteri; Perciformes; Percidae. Gene Ontology annotation, biological process: microtubule cytoskeleton organization. Gene Ontology annotation, cellular component: cilium; cytoplasmic microtubule.
GACGUUGUUAGAGACGAGCCUUUCCUGGAGAAGAAGCUGCGUCUGGGCUCUCAGAUGGCGAUCGUGGCCUGUAAGAUCGCCAAGCUGAGGGACGCAAACAGGAGCCCGAGUCCAGACUCCCCCCUCCGCUCGGUGGACCUCCACACCCCCAUGAGCUGAGGGAAUAUCCUUUCCUCGCGUUCCCCCCUACUCCUCCUCCCAGAGACGGACCGUCCUGCAUCCCGGUGAUGAAGCGUGGUGGAGCAGGCAAGAAGGCAGCGAAGAGAAAGCUCCAGCCAAGGAAUACAUCAGAGGACCUUGGGACGGUUGAGAUGAUCCGGCCCGACCAGCGUCCUUCCCGGGUGAGGGUUAGUCACACAACGGCCCCCCCCAGUAGGACCCCGGCGGUGGCCCCCAAGGCUCCAGCACCUCCAUCCAAUGCCGCCCGCCCAACCGGAAAAGGACCGCGGCGUGGGACAAAGCUCCGCGUGAGGGCUGUCGCGGCUGAAGAAGACCUCCAGCCCUUCACCAAACCUGGAGAGAAACUGUCCCUCUGCUUCACAGAGCUGUCCUCUGACGACUGGGAGAAGAAACUGGACGCUCUGAAGAUGGUUCGAGCUCUGGUGCAACACCACCCGGCGUUACUGCAGACCAAACUGCACGAAGUCUGCCUGGUCCUCGCAGAAGAGGUGAAUAACUUGCGCUCUGGCGUGGCCUGUGCUGCGAUGGCCACCGUAGCAAAGCUCCACGUUCACCUGGGGAGGGCCAUGGACCCUGAGGCCGAGUGGAUGGGCCCCGUCCUGCUGCUGAAGUUCGCCCAGACCACCAACGCCUUCAUUCUGGAUCAGGCUCACCUGGCCCUGGACGCCCUGGUGGAGGCCUGCAGCCCCGGGAGAAUCCUGCCCGCUCUCCUCAACACAGGGCUCAGGCACCGUAGUGCUGCAGUGAGGGGGUGCACGGCCCAGCACCUCCACCAGAUGGCAGACCUCAUGGGGGGGGACCAGGUCUUCGCAGCAGGGAAGAUCUUCGCUGAGCGGGUCCUCACUGCUGUCAGCAAGAUGGCGGUGGACGCUGCACCGGGAGUCAGGCACCAUGGACAGAUGAUGCUCCAGGGACUCGCCCCCCAGACGGACUUCAUGGCCAUGUGGGAAAAGAUCGUCCCGGCCAAAGACAGAGGUCCCUUGCAGAAGAUCCUGAGGAACCUUCGGUAGGAGAAGCGGAGGCGGAGGAGAGACCGGAGGACGUCUGGACAACAUCUGGACCACAUAGGCUGGUAUGGAGGUGCAGGGGUGAGCUCUGUUACCUCACAGGUAGAAGGUUUGGAGGAAGAACCUGGCAACCAGCCGGGCCUUUCUGGGUGGAGGGUCCCCCCGUGCCGGGAUGGCCGGGGGCCCACAUCUGCAGAUUAGGUUAACUGGAGACUCUAAAUCAGAGGUUCUCAAUCUUUUUUUAAGCCAAGGACAAAUCAAGAGAAAAAGGGCUAAGAUGAAAUUAAUUAACAAUUAAUUUACAAACAUUGGUGAUGAUAGGUACUAUAGGUGAGGUGGUCGCCAUGGCAGCCAUCCACAGAUACAGUUAAGGAUUCACAUGGCCUUCCACAUGUAUGUUAACAUCAUACGUGGUGUAGAAAUAACAUGAAUAUCCAUCCAUCCAGCCCAGUUUAAUACGUAGCUCAGUUUCAUACAGUAGAUGUAGUAGGGUGACCCUGCUCCAUCUCUCUUCAGCUAAGAGGUCCUUGGUCUAAAAACACAUUGGGGACCCUGGUCUACGGUACAUGGGCCGGUCUGUGAUAGACCGGCGACUUUUCCAAAAUGUACCCUGGACAAGUCCUCAGUUCAUCACAGGGCUUAAAGUUAACUGGGAUAAGCCACAGUAGUCAUAAUAAUAAUAAUAAUAAACAUACUAUAUAUUUAAUACCACUUAAAGUAUUUUACAUUUGUUCCUGUCAUUAGUUAAGGGUCUUGAUUGGGGUUUAACAUACUGCUCAUUCAAGCAGCUGUCAGUUUUGUUUUUUUCGGGGGGGGGGGGGGGGUGUCAUGACUUCGGCAUCAUGACUUGGUGUUGCCGGUGUUUGGUGUUGCUCUAACCAAUAUCUCUUUGUCCCGAGUCUCCUGAACGCAUCACAGCUGAUCCUCCACUACACACACCUGCUGUCCCCUGCAGUCUGCACACCUGGUCCUGAUCUCCACCCGGAUCUCCACCUCUGGAUCUCCACCUCUGGAUCUCCACCUAAGCCAUAACCUGACGUCCGUUCCCUGCCGGAUCGUUAUGUUCCAUCAGGAUGGAAAUCAUUCCUGCUCAGCCAUCAACUGGAUUCUCCCUUAGAUAUGCUGUAGUAGUUUUAUCCUGCCACGUCCUGCUGUGUCCUGCUACGUCCUGCUACGUCCUGGUGUGUCCUGCUACCGUCUGCACGUCCUGCUGGUUCCUGCUGUGUCCUGCACGUCCUGCGUGCCUGCUACGUCCUGCUACGUCUGCGUGUCCUGCUACGUCCUGCUACGUCUGCUGUGUCCUGCUACGUCCUGCUGUGUCUGUACGUCCUGCA